GACAAGAAAUUCGUGGCUUUGAUUUCAGCUUUUAGUGACUCGACACGAGAAAAUGUCGUCAGAGAAUUUUUAUGGAAACUUGAACCUCACGAAUGUCAAAUUAAAGUGAAGCUAUUCUAUAAAUAAUCGACUGCCAGUGUGGGGAAUUAACGAAAAUAUUUUAAUUGUUUCAACUUUCAUGUAUUGUUUACUCCUUACUUGUGUUCAUAGACGCCGGAAGUCUUCUGUCUUGAGCUUUAGUAAAGGAAGGCAGAGCUGAGACAUUUCUCAAGAGGGUUUAGAAGCCUUUGGUCAAACCUUGUUUCUCGUCAUCACAGAAGAACAGCUGUAAACUAAUGGAAGAGUUUGGCUUUCUGUACUACAUACUGGUGGUGCCACUGUCACUGCCAGUUAUUCUUCUGCUCCUGUACACCAGGUGGCUUGGCUGGGAACUUUAUACCAAUAACUGAUAUUUUGUAAGUAAGAUGUGGAGAACCUGGAAGAUAAAGGUACAGCACCGGGCUACUUAAUGAAACACUUCUUGCCUCUCAGAUCCUCCCUUGUGUAUUUGAAUGUUAAUAAGUGUUAUUAUUGUUCACUGUUCUUGGUAUGAGUUUCUCCCUUGUGCUGCACCAGCUGUGAGGCCAAUGGGAGAAUCCUAGUCAGCAUGGCAGAGCGUCUGACGGUGACCUCAGCUGUUGAAAAUGUUGCUAUACCAGUAGAACAAACGUUACCAGUAUCUUUAGACCGUCUGUCUCUGCCCAGAGUCAAGGCUCAUAAAAGCACCGUCAGAAAGUCCAUGCAGAUUCCUCUGACAGAAUCAUCAUUAGAAGAAGACUUAGAAAGUGUCCAGACCCCUCUUCCUUCUCUGAUGUCUUCCGGACUGUGUCAUGUGUCAGCCAUGCCCUCUCAGAUGGGGGGGCAUGGCUGUGAGUCAGAGAAGAUGAAAUGUGCCACUCCGGAGGGCCAUUUUAAGAUGCCAGAGAGGCAGAUGGACAAAAGUGAUGGCCUUGGGAGAGGUCUAAGCAGUACUGAUGGAGGCUGCGAGGAUGAGCCUGGGGGAGUGUUGACGGCAUUAGGAGGUGGAGGAUCAGUAGAUUCCAGCACAAUAGUCAUUGGUGAGGGCAUGACAGGCUGCGUUGUAGUGGACCUGCAAGGAAACAUGGUUGUCCAGGAGCACAGUGCAGACCAGACUUCUGCUGGACCUUACCUGGUGGAAGAACAACUCUUGGUCCAAGUCACCCAAGAGGCCCAACACCAACAGGCAGAACUAGCAAACAACACUAGAGUAUAUACAGGAGGACCUCAGUACAUAAGGGGAAAUGCAGUUGAUCCAAUUUUUAGUGACCUUCAAAGAAAAGGAAUAAACAAGAAACAGGUAAUGGAUAAGAAGGAAGAGUUUGCGGCCAAGACUAACUGCAAAGCGUUACAGAGCCAGCCGAACUUUGAAUCGCGAUGGAAUUUCCGAGAGGUGCUGGUUAAGCCAGAGUGCCCCUUGAUAUCCCUGGGUGAAAUACCCGAGGAAGAAUUUCUAGGAGAGGACGACAGUGAGAAUGAAGAACAAGGAAGACCGAGGAGGAAGUCAGCAAAAAAGGCAAGACUGAGAUGGAAAAACAUUCAUGAAGUAGAUGACAUUGGAAAAUUGAAAACCAAGAAACCAAAAAGAUUGCAGAUCCAGCCAAGAGAAAAAGGAAACUGCAUGUUAGAAAAAGUCAUGCCCUCAAUACCCAAAGAACCGGGGCCCAGUACACUUCCCUUAUGGGCGCAGCGACUAACCUCAGUGCGCCUGGUGGAUGACAUGUGGGUUGUGGGUGUGGCCUCCAGCAGCUCUGUCCUGCAUCAGACUCUCGAAGGUCACUCGCGCAGUGUUCUGUGUGACUACAUCAAAAGUCAUCCAAGCAGCUUGGAACAGCGACAUCGCACGCGAGCACAGGUGAGCCGCAUAAUGUGGCAUCACCAGAGAAUUAUGUUCGAUGGCGUUCCUUUCACCAUUGUAUCCUCAGAUGAUCUGAAGUGUGCUUUUGGCAUGAACUAUAAGAUUAAGAGAAAAGGCACCGAUUCCACAGCUGAAGGGAAAUUAGCGACCAAUAAAGUAGAGGAGGAGUUUGUUGAGGAAGAACCUAUAGGAAGCUGUACAGAGUUGAAGGAGGGAGGGGGGGGAGGGCAGCCAGGGAAAGAGCAGAUCACAAAAAUUGCAGACACAAAUAACCAGCCAAAGAAGAGGUACAAGGAUGUGACAUAUACCUCUUGCACUGCCAGGAUUACUGUCAAAGUCAUUGUCAAGUAUCCUGGUUAUGCAGUAUCCCCAAGUGCAACUGCCAAGGAGCGAAAAGUGAUGCUGAAGACCCUGCGAAGAGACAUAGAGCAGGGUCUAGCACUAGAGAAGGAGGAGCUGUACCACGUAACAAUGCCCCUCAGUUCCGUCCACAAUCACCCACUACAGGGCAAGUCCCGGGGCGUCCACCCCUCCAUCACCAACAAGAUCAAGGAGCUUGUCUCAAAGGGAAUCACAGCCCCCAAGGUUAUAAAAGGUCUUCUAGAUGAUCAUGUCAAGAAGCAACACUUUGAGGACAUGGUUGUUCCCCAUGAUGAUGAUAGGGCAUAUUACCCUCGGCUCAAGGACAUUGCAAAUCUUGUUUAUACUCAGUGCAAGAAGAUGGGCAUUUCUGCAAAGAGGAAGGCAGUGCAAGAGCAGCCAGCUCUGGACACAACUCAGAAGAAGAGAAAGAAACAUAAGAAAGUUCGAGUUGAAGACGAAAAUGAAGCAGAGGGAUCAGACAAUGUGAUUGGAGACAGCAUGCCCUUGCAGGCCUCGACUCUCCAGGAAGCUGUUCAGACAUUUUGUACAGAUGAUCCUGACAGAGGGAGUAGCAUGGGAGGAGUGAGUGAACGAGAGUGUUUGCCGCCUGAAAAUCUGACAAGAGACAACUCAGGAGAAGUGACCAACUUGGCUGAGGUUGUGCGUGGGCAGCUUGACACCCUUCGCAGUCUGACAUACUCCAUAACAGAGGCUGGUCCUUUGCAGGAAAUCUGUCAGUCCCUCCAAAUGGUCCUUAAUCAGUACAUGGGGAACAGCCAUCAUAGUCUUCCUCUCCCUGAGGGAAUGAGUGAAACCUCAGGCACUGCCACAGCCUUCAUUAUCCAGGAACCUAUGGUAAGCCAGUUAUCAUCCUCAGCUUCUCCUGCCCAGACUGUCCCAGAGACAACAGCAGACCAUCUUGAGAUACCUGAGAGGGAUGCAAGUGGAUCUGGCAUCACAGUUAAGGCACGCAGUGCACAUAGCAUUGGAAGUCAGCAGGUGCGGCAACUGAGACCCCCUGUGGCCCUGCAGUGCCUUACAACUAGUAUGGUGCCAACCCUAGCUGUGUCCCAGCUGCCCAGAGCUUCCACCCAGACACCACAUCAGACGCACACUCACACGCACAUCAUGACAUCGCUGCCCACACACAAUGCCCCAGCUCCAGCAACCCCUUUACAUCCCCCUACAUACCAGACUCUGGGGCCGGCCGCUUCCCAAGAGGGUUCCCCAGCUCAGGUUCAUGUGUCUUUGCCGCCCUAUUUCUACUACGUGCAGGAGGUGACAGUUCCUGAGACAAGUCAAAGCUGGACGUACACCAGCUCUUCAUAGAGAUGGGAGAUGUAUAUGCUAAAGGUAUUUAAUUCAGCAAGAGAAGAAUGUGGAACAAACAUUUUGUCUUUCUUUGAUUAGUCAGUAUGAUGACAUGACAGUAUGUGCUUCUCUAAUGAGACAAUAAAUGAAAAUUCAAUAUUACGGGUUCAUGGCCUCCUUACAUGCAAAAGAACUAUUGUACUUCAUGUGAGGAUGAAUUAGUUGUUUCUUCAAAUUGUCCCAGUUCCUGUGAAAUGUGAGUAAUAUCAAAAUUUGUUCCUUCUCCAUUUAUAGUAUUUUUUAGAAACUAUUCAUAUUUUUAUUACCAGUAAGGGUUUUAAAGAUUUUUCUUUAAUGGAUGAAUGGGUAUUGUCCAUUUUUUUGUAUCUAUGCCUAGAAGCAAGAGUCCAAGACAUAUUCUAAUUUUUAAGUUUAUAUCAAUUCCAGCUCUUUAGGACAGCUAUAUUUCAGCUAUUAUUAUUAUCCUUUUAGAGUGCCGUACUUUUAACUUUAAAAGUAAUUUAUUAGUAAUUAUUUAUUUAUACAAUAAUUGUUUUUCUCCUAGGAUUUUGGGGAGUCAAACAAUGCAUUUUGAAGUAGAGUGUCUAGUUAUAACUUCUACACCUGUCCAUUAGUUAAUUUAUGGACUACCUGAGUUGAAUUUUUUUUUUUUUUUUUUUUUUUUCCACUUUUCACCUUUUUUACAUAAACAUGUGUUGACUAUAGAUGUUAGAUGUCUUCAGUCUUUUUUUUUCAUAUCACUUUUAUAAUGGCUACUUAGUUCUGUUUCGGAAUUAUGAUAGGAUAUGUGCUGCAUUAUUCAAGCUGAACCUCAUGAGUCCAGUAAGCACGGGACCAAAUAGGUGCUGAAGCUGUGGAAAAUGUAAGAUAAAACAUGUAUCAGAUACUGAAACAGCUUACACAGGCUUCAGUCUACUUCAUUCUUACUACAAUUGUUUAAAACAAAGGGUUAAGUACCGCACACAGGACGACCGUGCUAUGACACAGCUGGUCAGAUUGCAGACACUUUCCGGUGCCAUUGAAGCUGCAGCUUUAGUGAAGUUCAGUCUGUUACUAUUUUUUCCUUUUCUGUUCCAUAGUGUAAAAGUAUACUUCCAAAGCCAACCAAAAACCAUAUCUUUUCUAUAUCUUCACAUUGACAUUUUUUUGGGAAUGUAGUGAUGUGUUUCUGGGCUUUCCAGAAAAUGUACGUUAUCCAUUUUUCUUCUUCUUAAUACAAAAGAUUUGACCAGUGUAUAGAAGAAACCAAAGACUUGUUUCUUGUUUUAUGCAUUUCUUUAGAUGUGACUGUUGUAUCAUUUUUUUUACAUAAUCUUUUUUUUUUUUUUUUUUUUUUUAACUUGUGAACAAACUUCAAUUUCCAGGCCAACAUUUUCCAGCAUAUGUGAUGAGAAUUGUUUCACCAUACACUGCUUUCUUUUAAUGUGCACAAAAAUUAUAGUAUAAUAGGAUUUUUUUCUGUGGAAUUCUUCAAACACUGAGAAGUAUGUGAUAUUCAUAGCAAAGUGUCAGGGUUCAUGGAGUUUUCUUACCAAUAUAUAGGAACCUAUCCUUGCUUAACUCAGUUAUAGUCAUG
This is a messenger RNA of Penaeus chinensis, 5186 nucleotides long. RefSeq lists its product as uncharacterized. The record is from RefSeq and is a predicted model, not a curated record. Lineage: Eukaryota; Metazoa; Arthropoda; Malacostraca; Decapoda; Penaeidae. The transcript has 6 exons. Gene Ontology annotation, molecular function: DNA-binding transcription factor activity. The coding region runs from base 647 to 3607 and encodes 986 amino acids.